CCAUAAACUGAAAAUAAUGAUAGUCAAAUUAAUAAAAUUUACAAAAAUAAUAUUGUUGGUGUUUGAUACACAUAUGUAUAUAAAUUGGGUGAAUGUGUGAAUGAGGUGGAGAGUGAAAUAUCAAUGUGUGUGUGUAUAAAGAGAGAGAAAGAGAGAGAAAGAUAGAUAGUACAAGCAAUGAAGGAAGUGAGGGAUGGAGGGAAAACUAUCAAGAACUGGCCCCUGAUAAAUCUAUAUACAUAUAUACAGAGAGGCCGACAUUACAUAUUCACAUCCAUAUGGAUGACGUUUUUUUUUCUUUUCUUGGCUCUCAUGUGUUUUAUAUAUGUGAGUUGUGAUGUGUAGAACAUCAAUAUCAACGUAACACGAUAGCUAGAUCGGCCAGUAGGCUCGCCGUCAGUGAAUACGUCAAUUCAUAUUAAAUACUCUCGCCUAAAGGAAAUCAAAAAUUAAAUACACUGGUAGAAUUAUAUUCAAUAAACAAUAUAUCGUGUGGAAUAUGAUUAAAAUUGAUCAAAGUAGGCCAUACAGAAAAUAAAACUUCAAUGUAAACUUGUUUAGUGUUUAAAGUACAUCUAGAAACAUCACCGACAGUACUAAAUACCAUUUGUUGUAACAUCAACUUGUUAUUUUCAUCAAAAUUCAUAUCUUUUACUUGAUUUUAUUGAUCAGUAUUAUUCAAUCCUAACAUUUUUGACGUAUUAUUUGGAAAUACUGCAUCAUACGAAUUAUAAUAACAUUUUUGUAGAUGUUCAGUGUAUAUUAUUAUAAGCAUCAAUAGAAGGAAUAAUAAUAACAGAAAAUGAUAAUGAGUGGAGUUGAGAAAAUGUGUAUAAUAUUGAGAUUAUUGAAUUAAUUUGAACAAAUAAAUAAUUUGAAUAUAUUAUAAACAUUAGUGUGAAGGUAAAAAUGUCCAGUAGUGUAUGCCAUGCUCCUCUAUCCACUCCAAGAAUGGAAAGUGUACUUAGCACCACUUCAAGGUUAUGCCUAAGGGCUGCCAUGGAUCAAUAUGAUACUCUUUUACAAAGCCCACGAUUUAACAAGCCAGUAAAAGGUAGUAAUUUGAAUCAAUCGGAAAGAGUGAACAAAGAUGAGUUUAAGUUCCAAACAAAGCAAAUAAUGACACAAGCAUCGAUGAAAAAUAGUAGUCCGAAAGAAGAGUUGAAAAAUUUGAAAAGCAAAGAUACUGCUGGUAAAACCUACUCUGUAUUCCGUCAAUUGGGGAAUAGACGAAAAAAUGAACAUGCUGACACGGACAAAAUCGUAGACCAGGUUAACCUCAUCAGCAAAGGCCUACCAGCGUCUAAUUCUGAAUUACCAUUAUUCUCUUCUUCAGUUUUACAUUCAGCAUCUGAUCCAAACUACUAUUCAAAAAUAAAUCACUUUCCUCACAUACUAUCUGACACUACGAUGCCUGAAGAAGAUAUUUCACUCAAAUUUCUCGCUUUGAAUGCCCUUGAUUUAACUGCUCCAGCAAGUGAUAUUUUGUUAAGAAAUCGUUUGAAAUCUUGGUUUCAACUAUCUGGACAUCCUGAUGGUUUUGCACCAGCAGGCCCGGGAACAGUUUGGAAACGUCAUACAGGUGGAAGUGAAAACACAGAACGUGCUGUUUAUGAAACACUUUCACAAGAUUGCCUCAUACGCGACUUUAUUCCUAAGUAUUAUCGCGAAGUAGAAUACAAAGGCGAUAAAUUUAUUGAACUACAAGACUUACUUUUUGGCUUUAAUGAUCCUUACGUGAUGGAUAUCAAGCUUGGUACCAGAACAUUUCUCGAAUCUGAAGUAUCUAAAACAACAGCACGAACAGAUCUAUAUGAAAAGAUGAUUGCUAUUGAUCCUAAUGCACCAACUGAUUGGGAACAUGAACAUAAGGCUGUUACAAAGCUUCGAUAUAUGCAGUUUAGGGAGCAACAGAGUUCGACUUGUAGUCAUGGAUUUAGAAUUGAAGCGAUGAAAUUAGCGGGUCAACCACCGAUAAAAGAUCUACAGAAAGUUAAAGAUCAUCAAGAAGUUACUGCAACUAUGAAAUGUUUUUUCAGCAAACAUAAAGCCAAAUGUGAAAAAUUAUUAGAGAAACUAAAAGAGUUACGUUCACGAAUUGAGAUGUCUCACUACUUUCAAACUCAUGAAGUUAUUGGGAGCAGCAUCUUCAUGAUUUACGAUAAUGAAAAAGUUGGAGUCUGGCUCAUCGACUUUGCUAAGAUGUAUAAAGUUCCAGAAGGAAAACGAUUGACUCAUCGACUUCCAUGGAAACAGGGAAACCAUGAAGAAGGCCUUCUUUUCGGUUUAGAUAAUCUUAUAUCAACAAUUGAACAAGUUCAAGCAUUUUACUAAAUUUUAUAUAAAUGAUAACUAAGCCGAGGUACAAUCAAAGACUACAGCACAGAUUUUAUACUUUUCAUAUUAUUUAUUACAUUUUUACGUCGUUCUUUGUAUAUUACCUUUCAUUCAUAACUCUGUUUAUCACUGUCAUUGUUAAGCAUAAAUGCGCACUGUUUAUUGAGUGCCUUACUCAUACAUAAUGUAUGAAAUUAAAUUUCUGUUAUUAUAAUUUUUAUCUCACAAUAGAUGAGGAAGAUUAUUAAGUCUUAUAAAAAAUCUAAGAUUGAUUUAUUACAGGUAAUUUAUAUAAUAAUUG
Molecule: messenger RNA, 2638 nt
Organism: Chelonus insularis
Lineage: Eukaryota; Metazoa; Arthropoda; Insecta; Hymenoptera; Braconidae
Gene: IP3K1
Product: inositol-trisphosphate 3-kinase-like protein
Exons: 4
Coding region: 910-2334 (474 amino acids)
Biological process (GO): inositol phosphate biosynthetic process
Cellular component (GO): nucleus; cytoplasm
Molecular function (GO): inositol-1,4,5-trisphosphate 3-kinase activity; inositol tetrakisphosphate kinase activity
Source: RefSeq, a predicted model, not a curated record